Molecule: messenger RNA, 652 nt
Organism: Danio rerio (zebrafish)
Lineage: Eukaryota; Metazoa; Chordata; Actinopteri; Cypriniformes; Danionidae
Gene: mrpl20
Product: mitochondrial ribosomal protein L20
Biological process (GO): translation
Cellular component (GO): ribosome
Molecular function (GO): structural constituent of ribosome; rRNA binding
Source: RefSeq, marked provisional
AUUGAGGUCACACAUGAAGCGUCAGUUCACACACACUUGCUGAAACUCGGGGAUCGAUCACACUGAUUGAUCAUCAUGGUGUUCCUCACGCUCUCCUGCUGGAUCCGGAACCGCGGACCCGACCGAUACUGGAAGGUGCAGGAGCUGCUGAAGAACGCGCGGCAUUUCCGCGGCAGGAAGAGCCGCUGCUACAGUCUGGCGGUGCGUGCGGUGCGCAGGGCCUUCGUUUACGCCAGCAAAGCACGGAAAGCCAAGAGACGCAGCAUGAGACAGCUAUGGAUCACACGGAUCGCCGCCGCCACCAGAGAACACGGCCUGAAGUAUCCAGCUCUCGUACACCAGCUGCUGAAGUGCAGUGUUCUGCUGAACAGGCGUAUGCUGUGUGAUCUGUCCAUCACGGAGCCGCGCUCCUUCCUCUCUCUGAGCAGGCUGGCGCGGGCGCGGCAGCAGGAGGGUCUGAGGGCGGCGCUGGGGUCCGGAGCAGAGCCGCCGGGGGUCUUCUCACGUAUCACUCAACUACACUGAGCUGACCCCAGACCUGCGCUACACACACAUAUGCACAUGUGCUGCUGUGUGUGUCCUGUAAAUAAGUGUCUGUGUGUGUGUGUGUGUGUGUGUGUUCAUGAUGUCAAUUAAACAUGUUCUUAUUUAA